Molecule: messenger RNA, 2105 nt
Organism: Myotis myotis
Lineage: Eukaryota; Metazoa; Chordata; Mammalia; Chiroptera; Vespertilionidae
Gene: CASP9
Product: caspase 9
Exons: 9
Coding region: 57-1304 (415 amino acids)
Biological process (GO): apoptotic process; regulation of apoptotic process; intrinsic apoptotic signaling pathway in response to DNA damage
Cellular component (GO): cytoplasm
Source: RefSeq, a predicted model, not a curated record
GUGGCCGAGGCCCGGAAGCUGACGGAGGCGGCUGGGGUCCCAUCGGUCUGCUCGCCAUGGACGAAGCUGACCGGCAGGUUCUGCGGCGGUGCCGGGUGCAGCUGGUCCGCGAGCUGCAGGUGGCCAACCUUUGGGACGCUCUGCUGACCUGCGAGCUCUUCAAGCCCGACAUGAUCGAGGACAUCCAGAGGGCCGGCUCUGGGUCUCGGCGCGAUCAGGCCAGGCAGCUGGUCAUAGAUCUGGAGACUCGAGGGAGUCAGGCCCUUCCACUAUUCAUCUCCUGCUUGGAGGACACAGGCCAGCAGAGCCUGGCUUCACUGCUGAGAGCGAGUAGACAAGCAGCAAGGCAGAAUCCGGAAGCCAUCAGACCCCAGGACCUCAGGCCUGUGGUGGUCGGACCAGAGGAGCUAAGAGUAGUGAAGCAGGAUCCGUCGAAGCUGACCCCAGGCAGACUCACUCCAGUGGCGUUGGGGCCAGAGGAGCUCUAUCCACAGGUUCUCAGACCAGGGGUGCCCCGGCCAGUGGACAUUGGUGCUGGAGGAUUCAGUGAUAUCCGUGCUCACGGGCGACGGAGAGGAAAUGCUGAUUUGGCGUACGUCCUGAACGCGGACCCCUGUGGCCACUGCCUCAUUAUCAACAACGUGAACUUCUGCCUUAAGUCGGGGCUCAGCACCCGCAAGGGCUCCCACGUGGACUGCGAGAAGCUGCAGAGAUGCUUCCGCUUGCUGCACUUCGCGGUGGAGGUGGAGAGCGACCUGACUGCCAAGCAAAUGGUCCAGGCUCUGAUGGAGCUGGCGCAGCGGGACCACGGGGCCCUGGACUGCUGUGUGGUGGUCAUCCUCUCUCACGGCUGCCAGGCCAGCCACCUCCAGUUCCCGGGGGCUGUUUAUGGCACAGAUGGGAGUCCUGUGCCCGUGGAGAGAAUCGUGAACAUCUUCAACGGGACCGGCUGCCCCAGUCUGGGAGGGAAGCCCAAGCUGUUUUUCAUCCAGGCCUGCGGGGGAGGGCAGAAGGACCAUGGGUUUGAGGUGGUCUCCGCUUCCCGUGAGGACAGGGCCCCUGACGGUAACCCCGAGCCAGACGCCUUCCCGUUCCAGGACCACCCCGGCAGCUACGACCAGCCGGACGCCGUGUCUAGUUUGCCCACACCGAGUGACAUCUUCGUGUCUUACUCCACCUUCCCAGGUUUUGUCUCCUGGAGGGAUACCAAGAGCGGCUCCUGGUACAUCGAGACCCUGGUUGGUGUUUUGGAUCAGUGGGCUCACUCGGAAGACCUGCAGAGCCUCCUGCUCCGGGACACGUAAGAAAACAAGCAGGUUAACCCAGCCGAGCGGAGAGCUGCGCGUGGCCGGCUUUCUCCUCCAGGCUCUGCGCUGCUCGGUCAACCAGAGGCGGCCGGGGCGGAGCCGCGCUCGCCCGAGGAGUUCUGGUUAUCACAGCUUUCCACCGACCUGCGCGAGAACGCCUACAACUGAUAGCUUUUUGAUUCCAUGUCUUUCGCAAAGGGUUCGAGAGCCCUGAACUUGUUAACAGGCACCGCGGUUUGCGCAGCGCUGCUGUAGCCUGUUUUCCGAGGCGGUUUAGCCGCUUUCUCUGAAACGUGUUCACACGCCACCCAUGACCCGGAGAUGCUGCUGGAUGGCUGGAGCAGAUGCGCAACCCGUGUGCAAGAAGGCGUCCCGGAUGUCCCUGCGGCCGUGUGCGGGUGGGAACCAGGAAGCGGGGGGAAGCUUCGUUCGUUACAGUCACACUACGGGAUAUUACUUAGCUGUUCCAAAGGAUGCCAUAAAUAUACGUGCUCACAUGUAGAUGUGGUCUGGUGUUAAGUGAAAAAACCAAGUUGCAGAGCAGUAUGAAGACUAAAAUUCUAUUUUCGGUUAGAAGACAGUGUGUGUAGGUGGACAUAACCUAGUCCAGAAGACGGCUCUGUUAGCAAUGAUUAUCUCUGGGGCGGGGGAGGAAUUGGAGAUGAGAGACAAGGGGGACUAUUACUAUAUUUUUUCCUUCCUUUUUUUGGCGUAUUUUUUUACUUGAUAUACUCCUCUAUUCUUUUAAUGUUUUUGUAAAGAGUAUGUAUCACCUUCUAAAGUAAAAAUAAAAAAGUG